CCAGCCAGCACGUACAGUACGGGUUACAGUGAACAGAACAAUCGCCGUAUGUUCUGUCAAGCCCAUUGCUGUCAGGGACUCUAGUUCCAGGGAUCUGAGCAGCAGAACUGCGAUGGACCUUUUCGAGUUUGACUUCUUCAGAGACUGGGAAUUGGAGCAAUCGUGUCACUACGAACAGGAUCGGAAUGCGCUGCGGAGGAAGGAAUGGGAAAGACGGAACCAGGAAGUCCAUCAAGAUGAGGAUCUGUUUGCUUCAAGUUUUAAUCUGUUCAGUGAACCCUACAAGACCAGCAAGGGUGAUGCUCUUUCCAAUCGUGUGCAGAGUACACUAGGGAACUAUGAUGAAAUGAAGGAUCUGUUAACGAACCGCUCGAACCAGAGUCACCUUGUGGGGAUCCCCAAGUCUUUGAUUCCUCAGACCCCUGUCGAGAAAAUGGAGCAGAGUUUCUUCACCGAGCCAAGAACCAAAAUGGCGCCGUCCCACCAAAGUAGCAGCCAUUCCUCAACGUGCAUGCCCCCACCUUCCUCCUCUUUGUCGUUGAGUUCAACAUUGCUGCAUGGGCACCAGAGCAACAAGAAAUCCCGGAUGGACUGGUCUCGCAGUGGUCACGGCUCCGGGAGUGGACAUGGUGUGCAGUCUAAUAGUCAGUCCAGUAAUCAGCAGAGCAGAGGAAAGCAUCCUGUCACACAUGAACAAGCGCAGGACAGGUACAAUGACCUUUACAGCAGUCAGACCGAGCAGCACAAAGGUGAUCACCAGGCUGGUGUGGAUGAGUGCGUUAAGUCGCAGUCAUCUAGCCCCAAUACCACUUCACGUUCCAAAAGACACAGCCACUCCAAAUCCAGUAGUGGAGAUCAUUCCUAUAAAGACAGCUGUCAUGUAAAGUCUCCUGUUGAUGGUGACGCUACUUCCCUUGCUUCUGGAUCCCCAGCCCCUUCUACAUCACUGAUACCCAGUAGCAGUGCACUCUCUGCUCAGAAUUUCCCUCCAGGACUUUAUUCCAAGUCAAACAUGGUACAGCAGAAGCCCACUGCUUAUGUAAGACCUAUGGAUGGGCAGGACCAAGCUCCUAUUGAGUCACCUGAGCUGAAACCACUAAUGGAAAUCGAGGAUGCUUUUAGCAGCCAGUUGUUUGGGAGCCUCCUGGAUGGAAAGCCCAGCACAGCAAGUGCCAAGUGCAAGUUGCCAAAGCUGACAAUCCCUCAACCUGGUGAGGUCAGCCUUUCCAACGAGACCAGCUGUGUGGAAGAAAUACUCCGGGAGAUGACACAUUCGUGGCCUCCUCCCCUAACAGCCAUACACACACCUGGCAAGGCCGAACCAACCAAGUUCCCGAUCCCAAACAAGGACUCUCAGCAUCUAACCUCCGGGUACAAUGGGCAAAAGCGCUGUGAUGUUCAAGGAAAACCUCCGACAAAGUCUGCGCCACAGAAAUCGAUGCUGGAAGAUGACCUGAAGCUCAGCAGUGAUGAGGAUGACAGUGAACAGGUCGAGAAAACCAAGAUUCGACCCAUUGCUGUAAACAGCAUCACCUUGCAGAAUUCCCACGGCGCAGGCUCUGGCCAUUCCAGCGGCGGAUGCAGCAGCUCCAGCGAGUCCGGGAGCAGCUCAGAAUCUGACUCGGACAGUGAAAGCAGCUCCAGUGACAGUGAGUGCAAUGAGGACUCACGCAGUGCAACACCAGAGCCUGAACCACCAUCUACCAAUAAAUGGCAGUUGGAUAAAUGGCUGAAAGUCCAUUCACACAACAAGACCAUCAUUAACAACCAAACCGAAUGCGAUGGACUCAGUGAUUCUCAGUCUCAAAGCAAUCAACAGAACGAUGAAGAGAUCAAAGGGAAGCAGGCGAUUUCACUGCCCCAGCCAGAUUCCAAAGAUCGGGUUUUACUCAGCCCCAUCAGGGAGAAAGCUAAACCAAGGACUGCACAGAAAACCCCGGAAGGAAAGAGCGGGAAACAAAAGUCCCCCGUACCCAAUGAGCCAGCUGCACCGAGGAGGACCACAGGUAAAAAGCAGCCCAGGAGAGCGGAAUGCACCCCCAACUUGGAGGAACAGAACUGGGCCAAGCCAAAUAACCCCUGCAGCGCUCCCAAAGAAAGAGAGGGUCGAGCUACAGCAGAACAGCCCAAAGCAAAGCCCAGAGCAGCCAGUAACAAAACAGGACCUAGGAAAGAGCCAAGGACUAGCACAGUGCCCGUUGCUGACAAGAAAAAGCACAGGAUGCCUGGCAAGAUUGUGCCUAAAUCGAGAGAGUUUGUGGAGACAGAUUCGUCUGAUUCCCACACGGAUCAAGAUGAACACGUGCCAGUGAAAAUCUCAGCGAGUUCUGCAGCCACAACAAACUCGCUCAAACCUAAGGACAAUGAGAGCAUCAAUAACUGCCCGAGCAAUGCUUCAGUUGACCAAGUUACUACCGACUUGGAGGAACCUUCAUUUUCGCCUCUUCCGCUGCCACAAAACGAACUUCUUUCGCCCCUGAGAGACUACGAGGAAAUUAAAUCGCUUUGGGUGAAAUUUGAUCUCAGUCUCUUGUCCAGGAUUCCUGGUCAAACCCCAGCAGAGACAGUUCCAACCAAGGCAGAGAUAAGACAGUCCAAUAGUAAAUACAACUAUCAGUCCCCUACUCCUGUGACAGAUAAAAACUCCAUCAAAACAAAACGGAAACACAAGCAGAUAGAAAACACGGAAACUCUCUGUGAUAGCAAGAAGCAACGUGUGGAGAGGGAGAUAACCGCCCCUACACUUGUACCUGUCAGUUGCCCUAUUAACUCCAGUCACAAGAUUCUGAACAGCAAAGAACUAUCGAAACAGCUGACAAAGCGGGAGAGGAAGUUCCCACCCCCACUGUCGCCAUUGCCAGAUGAGCCUGAACCCAAGCGACGGAACAGCGAGAGCAACUCCCUCAGCCAGGAGAUCAACAGCAACUCCAUACCAACCAGUGCCUCACAGUCUUCUGUACAAUACAAGCACCGGAAAACUGACAGCAAGUGCUCCUCCCAUGCGAAAAACCCCAUCGAGAUUGAAUCACAUCCUAACUCAUCAAGCAUUAGCCAUGAAAAUGGCCAGCCACAAGCAGAUCCCUGGACAUUAAUAUCCAAUGGUCAUUCAGAGCCAAGAAGACCUAAAUUAACUUUUGAUGACACGUCUCAUAAUGCUGAUUACUACAUGCAAGAGGCCAAGAAGCUGAAACACAGAGCUGAUGCACUGCUUGAUAAGUUUGGAAAAGCAGUUAAUUAUGCAGAUGCAGCACUAUCAUUCAUUGAAUGUGGAAAUGCUAUGGAGCGUGAUCCAUUAGAAGCAAAAUCCCCAUACACCAUGUAUUCUGAGACAGUGGAACUCAUCAGGUACGCUAUGAGGUUAAAGAAUUUCACUGGUUCCAUGGCCACAGUAGCUGAUAAGAAAUUGGCUGUCUUAUGUUACCGAUGCCUUUCACUUCUCUAUUUGCGAAUGUUCAGACUUAAGAAAGACCAUGCCAUGAAGUACUCCCGAUCCUUGAUGGAAUAUUUUAAGAGUUCCUCAAAAGCCUCACAAGCUCCUUCUCCUUGGGGAACGAAUGGAAAAACCACAGGAACAGCCUCCCCUCUAUCUCCCAGCCCAUCUCCAGUCAGCUCAGUUGGGUCUCACGGGAGCUACACAAGUACGACAGGCUCUUCACCCUCAGCAACCAUCAGCAUUCCGCAACGGAUUCACCACAUGGCUGCCAGUCACGUGAACAUCACCAACAACAUCCUCAGGAGUUACGAGCACUGGGACACAGCUGACAAGCUGGCCAGAGAGAAUAAAGAUUUUUUUCAUGAGCUGGACACGCUGAUGGGACCAUUAACGCAGCACAGCAACAUGACUACCUUGGUUCGGUACACUCGGCAGGGACUGCAUUGGCUGAGGGUAGAAGCUCAUUUAUUAUAGUGACUGUGCUGCACGCUCCUUUUUUUGCAUUUCCAGCUCUACCUCUGCCAGGACCACGACUGGUGGAAUCCCUGCUACUCCAAGGCUGCAAACUGAGUCACCGAUGACACGUCUCCUCUAGCCGUACUUCAGACUCGUGGUGAUGUUAUGGAGCUGGUUGACACUCCUCCCAUCAGAGGAGCUGUACCCCUAGUACUUCAAAGGAAAAAGCGCCAACAUCACACGUUUUGUGCUUGUCUGUUUCCCGUGGUACUUCACUGACUUCUUCGGUCUCUGGAACGACAGAGUCCUGAGGCAUUUUGCCACGUCCUAUACUGCCUAGAGGCCAAGACAAACUAGGACCAUGUUUGAGAUGGAAACGAAGAGUGCCUGAGAAAAAAUGCAAUGCCUCACAAGAAAGCGAGUGUGUUGAGUUACUGCUGGAGAACCCCAAAAAGAAAUUGCUCUCGAAGAAUCAAUCCUUGAGCUUUCUCGCACUUUGGGUAACCCAGAAUAUGUGAAGAACAUGCUACGUUGUGACAGAGUGCUGAAGGGGUCAGAUUGCGGCAUAAGGUCAAAACUGAAGAGUCUAACAUGUAAACGGUGGAGUCAUUUGACUCUGUAUUUUAUACCUUCUUUUUGAAGCUAAAAGAAACUGUACACAGGUAGAAAUGGAAAAUUGUGCAUUAAAUUGAAGUGCUCUGUCUGUGUUUUCCGUGGAGUGAAAACUCAUCAUCUUACAUGUUGUAUGGUAUGCCUUAGAGAUUUGUGAUCACAAGCACUUUUUUUUGAGAAUAUUUAUUAGGAUUUAAGUCCUAACACCUAGUUGGUGUGUGAAGAAAGAAUUCCAUGGUCAUAGCCUCAGCAUUUAUUAGGACGUCUCCAAAGCUGAGGCCAUUUUAUCCUCGAAGGUGCAUUCAACCUUUCAGAUUUACAUGGCAAAAUCAUCAGAAGCAUCCCAUCUAUCUUUUUUCUUCCAUUCCAGGGGAUCAUUUCCUUUCAUAGUCUCGCAACUCUUUUUUUUUUGAGUUAUCGCAUGCAACAUGUCAACCCACAACCAAUUUUGGGAAAAGAAUACUGUCUGCAUAUAAAAGUGAUGGUAAUAAUUUGCAAAUUGAAAAUUUGAGGAGAACAGAAGGAAGGGAGGACGUUCAAAGACCUAAGGUUUUGCCCAAGAUGGACAAAAGAGUUAAAAGAAAAGGGCUUGGAAUUGCAUUAUGGAAAGUAACUGGCAGGCACUUUUAACAUGCUCAUCUGAAGUUCCUCAGUGCUUUUUAGCGGGUGAGAGGAGGUAACCUGUUUCAACUACGUGAGUUGGUCUUGAUAAUGGAAGAGGAAGUUCAGAAAGAGGCAUCAAGUGCUUGUACCUCAUGGGGUGAGUUCAGGAUCAAGGCUUUCUCCCCGAAUGCUAGCUGACCACUCAAGCCUGACAAGGAGCCGUGAUGCCAGGUUACAUCAAAAUGAAUCCUGGUUUAAGAUGACCAAAAUAAAUGGCACAAGGAAUCCUCUUCACUUAGCGAGAAUCUCAUCUGAGGCUUUUAUGUAGCCAACUGGAGGCGAUUAUUGCUGGAAACAUAACAUGCGAUUUCAGUUUUUAUGAAUUAAGUGUCGUUUAGUUGUCCUUAAAGCAUUCCUUAGCCUGUAUCUGGUAAAAGGUGCAAUUAUCAUUAAUGUAAUGUCCAUCACAUGUCAAUAUUGGUUGAGCUUCAAAAGAAAAGUGCAAUGCAGCAAAAUCUUAAAGGAAAACUCAAGCUAAAUGCUUUAAUAAUACACAUAUCUUACAAAUGAAGGCAUCAAAAAGAUUCGGUUACACAAAGCUGUCUGUGCCUUAUUACCUUUUGAAAGCACAGCCGAGUUUAGUAGGAGAUAGCUAGUUUAUGGGGACAAACAACAGAACCUGCAGCCACGCUCACUGGCAAGUCUCAAAAUAUUAGUAUUUUUCAUUUCCCAUACAUGAUUGCUAUUUUAAAAAGACACAGUUGAACCUGCAAAGCUCCUCACCAGUUCCACUCAUUGCACAAUCAUAUGCUUCCAAAUUGUGGGCCUUUUUGACAUGAGAAAGGCAGAUCUAAUUUAUUUUUAUGUACGUGAAUAUAUUGGAAGGAAACAAAACAAUGUACCAAAUGACUUAUGUGAAAUGAUCCCAGUCUGGGUCAGCUGCCUGUCUGUUGUAAGGCGUACAGUGGCUUGGCUCCUUCCUUCUGAUGCUGAGAUAGUGCAACUGUAGAAGCUGUUGUGUUAACCUUUAAGGCAGAGAUUUAAAGACCCAGUUCAGUGGAACAGAUACAUGCUUAAAAGGGAAGUAUUUGCAGAGCUUUGGGGCAAAAACGGGGGAGUGGGACUAAUGGAUAGCUCUUUCAAAGAGCCAGCACAGGUAUGAUGGACCAAAGAGCAUCCUCUGUGCUCUGUCGUUGUUUAAAAUAAAUUGUUCAACGGGCUGCCUCAGAGAUAUCUCAACUGGCAUAUAAUUGAACUGACUUCAGAUUUAUGCCCUACUUUAUCUUCAUAGGGCAUAGUUAGAUAGGUUUAGACAGGGGAGAGAAACUGAGGGCUUGAGUUGCUUAAUCAUGUUAAGUAGGGGACUAAUAAUAGCUCUGGUUGCUCUGUUAAUAUUACCAACACAUAAAAAGGGUGGGAGCAGACCAUCGAAUCCUGUUAGUCAGUGCACCCCUCAUGCUACGGCCCUCCCCAACUACCAAGUAGCGCUAUCUACCAUAACAAGUUUCAGGGAAAACUCUUGGGAAUCCCUGCUGAUUCCCGAAGGCAAUCAAGCAAGCUUUGUAGAAACGGUGGUUACCCCGUAACUUAUCACUAUGCUCAACUGAACCCCCAUGCACUGCCUUUGCUCCAUCCAUUAACUAACAAACAGGAAGACUUUGCCUUAAAUUCUGCCCAGGCUCGGAUGGGGAGCUCUCCGGAGGACAUUUUAAUUGCAGGGCAUAUGGGUCUGGUCAUUGCAAAGGGGCAUCACUGUUUUCUAAGUCCACCUGUAAGGGAUGAACAGUUAUUACCUUUGGAAACAACUUUUUACAUACGCUACAACGUACAUGAGCUUGACCCAUUGGGCAGGACACAAUGUAUUAACUGGGAGAGACACAAUGCAGGAGAAGUAGAACGUUUCAUUGAGGAAGGUCCUAUUCACAAGUGGCAUAGACUCAAGAUAAAGGUAAAAUACUGCGGAUGCUGGAAAUCUGAAACAAAAACAA
Molecule: messenger RNA, 7092 nt
Organism: Carcharodon carcharias (great white shark)
Lineage: Eukaryota; Metazoa; Chordata; Chondrichthyes; Lamniformes; Lamnidae
Gene: aff2
Product: AF4/FMR2 family, member 2
Exons: 21
Coding region: 113-3907 (1264 amino acids)
Biological process (GO): regulation of RNA splicing
Cellular component (GO): nucleus; nuclear speck
Molecular function (GO): G-quadruplex RNA binding
Source: RefSeq, a predicted model, not a curated record